CUUGUUGUUUGUUUGAAUUCCCCAGGUGUGGUCUACCAUGCCUUUUCUCAGGAAGAGGCCAAAGAGUUCGACGUUCAGCUUCUGGGAGCCCAGCAGGCCGAGGCCUUCGUGAGGGCCUUCCUGAAGCGCAGCACGCCCCACAUGAGCCAGCAAGCCCGUGAGGACCAGCUGCAACGCAAGGCUGUGGUCCUGGAGUACUCCACUCGCCGGAAGCAAAAAGAGAAGAAAAAAAAAUCCAAAGGCCUCUCCGCCAGGCAGAGGAGGGAGCUGCGCCUCUUUGACAUUAAGCCAGAGCAGCAGAGGUACAGUCUUUUUCUCCCUCUACAUGAACUCUGGAAACAAUACAUCCGGGACCUGUGCGGUGGUCUCAAGCCAGACACGCAGCCACAGAUGAUUCAGGCCAAGCUGUUAAAGGCAGAUCUUCAUGGGGCUCUUGUUUCAGUCACAAAAUCCAAAUGCCCCUCCUAUGUGGGUGUUACAGGAAUCCUCCUACAGGAAACAAAGCACGUUUUCAAAAUCCUCACCAAAGAAGACCGCCUGAAAGUUGUCCCCAAGCUAAACUGUGUGUUCACAGUGGAAAUCGAUGGCUUCAUUUCCUACAUUUAUGGAAGCAAAUUCCGGCUUCGGUCAAGUGAGCGAUCUGCCAAGAAAUUCAAAGCAAAGGGGACAGUUGACCUGUGAGGUCUUUGCUGCGGAGACGAUUUUGACCCCAAGGUCAUUGAGAGAAAAGCCUGGCAGGAUAAGCACAGGUUGACCUGACUGGUGGCAUGAUUAGGUUUUUAUUUUGCAUCCUUUUCUGUGUCUCCUGAGUGUUCUGUGAUGAAUCCGCUGUUUAUGUAAUCAUAAAACAUAAACAAA
Leptonychotes weddellii (Weddell seal) is the source of this 858-nucleotide messenger RNA. The record is from RefSeq and is a predicted model, not a curated record. Lineage: Eukaryota; Metazoa; Chordata; Mammalia; Carnivora; Phocidae.